CCAUUUUUAUUGUUUACGAGACGCUAUCUCGACCCAUGUCUGUAGCGUCUUCUCAUCCUCUAAAUUCGCUCUCGUUCCUAUUUUUAGACACGUACAUUUUUACUUAAAUAUUGUUUUAUAUUGUUAUAUAGUAUCGUUUUCCCGUUUUUCAACUAUUUAGGCGUUAGUGUUAAUAUUUUUGUAAGUCGACGUAUCACCGAUUAGGAUGGCCGACAACCAGCAGCAAAACGGCUCGCAGCAAUUUGAAAACGCUGAGGCUCAACAGCAACAACACCUAAACGGUACCGCAGAAAGUGCCAACACAAAUAAUGAUUCCAAUCAAUUUGAAUGCGUCCGAGACGAUGACAGAAAAAUAUUUGUUGGCGGACUCAAAGGAGAAACAACAGAAAAAGAUUUAAGCGAACACUUUGGUCAAUUUGGUGAAAUUGAAAAUAUUAAUGUCAAAGUAGAUGCUGCCACUGGUCGAGCGAGAGGGUUCGCUUUCAUUGUAUACAAGACGAUGGAAGGUCUAGAAAAUGCCUUAGCGUGCACUAACCAUGUAAUCAAUGACAAGAAAAUUGAUCCUAAGAAAGCCAAAGCACGGCAUGUUAAAUUAUUUGUUGGAGGAUUGUCUCCUGAUUUAACUGAUGAUGAUAUCAAAGAUUAUUUCAAACGUUAUGCGCCUUUGGUGAAUGCUGAGAUGCCAUAUGAUAAAGUUAAAAACCAACGAAAAGGUUUUUGUUUUGUUACAUUUGAUUGCAUGCAGGCAGUAACUGAAAUAUUAAAAACACCUAAACAUGUCAUCAAUGGCAAACAAGUUGAUGUGAAAAAAGCAGCAUUAAAAGUUGAACCUUAUGGAAUAAUGCCAGGUGCUACAGGUCCAAUGAGAGGAAUGCGAGGGAAUGUUAGGGGGCGAGGUGGUAGAGGCGGUUUUCUAUCACAAUCUGGAUAUGCUCCUGGUGCUCCUGGUUACGGUUAUGGAGGAUAUGAUUAUUACAAUCAAUAUACUGGAUAUAGUCCGGACUAUAGUUACAGUUAUGGUUAUCCAAGUUAUGGUGCUGGUGCCGGUACCGAUUACCAGUAUGGAGGUUAUGAACCACCUGCACCACGUGGUGUUCAUGGAAAUCGUGGAGGCAAAGAUUUCCCUCAAAGGAAACCGGUCAAGACGUCAGCUUAAACAUAUUGCUGAGCCAUUUACACAGUCAUCGUAUGCCAUACUGUUUUGUGUGAACAGUAUUGUUGAUUUCGUUUUGCU
Sipha flava (yellow sugarcane aphid) is the source of this 1234-nucleotide messenger RNA. RefSeq names its product RNA-binding protein squid-like. Gene Ontology annotation, cellular component: nucleoplasm. Bases 206 to 1156 code for a protein of 316 amino acids. Gene Ontology annotation, molecular function: RNA binding. The transcript is spliced from 9 exons. NCBI's taxonomy places the organism in Eukaryota, Metazoa, Arthropoda, Insecta, Hemiptera, Aphididae. Gene Ontology annotation, biological process: regulation of gene expression. The record is from RefSeq and is a predicted model, not a curated record.